Colletotrichum graminicola M1.001 is the source of this 1716-nucleotide messenger RNA. RefSeq lists its product as uncharacterized. The coding region runs from base 1 to 1716 and encodes 571 amino acids. Lineage: Eukaryota; Fungi; Ascomycota; Sordariomycetes; Glomerellales; Glomerellaceae. The record is from RefSeq and is a predicted model, not a curated record. Gene Ontology annotation, cellular component: endoplasmic reticulum; membrane. Gene Ontology annotation, molecular function: long-chain fatty acid-CoA ligase activity. The transcript has 3 exons.
AUGGGCUUCUUCGACAACCUUAUGCUCCAGAUGGACGAGGGCGUUACGGGCCUGUUCGGACAAUGGAACGCAUACACCACCGCCCUCGUAACCCUCCUCGUCGUUAUCAUAUCCUACCGAGUCGUCUCUAGCCAGGACCCCGAUACUCAUCCUAUGCUUCUUGCGCGCCAGGCUCAAGGCUCCCCCGUGCGGCAACCAGGGGAAUCCCCCAUCUACCGAUGUCACUCCGCCCCUCACGGAAUGCCUCUGAACACCGGACUCAAUGUCAAGGACCCUGGCGCUUCCAAGUGGUCAAGAGGACGCGACGGAGAUCUUCGGGACAUUUGGAGGAAGGCGGCGAUGGGCGCCUCUGAAGAGGAGGGUAAGCUUUCUGCAGGCAAAGGCCGGUUGUUGACCGUCCUGGGCUCCGAAAAUGUCGUCGAACACAAGCUUGACGACAUCACCCGCCAGAUCAAUCUUAUCGGCCAACACAUUCACGAGCAGGGCGGCAUCCGCGUUGCCCUCUACCUGCCCAACUCUAUCGAGCUCUUGGUGGCACUGUUCGCCUGUAGUUUCUACCCCAAUCUCACGGCCAUUCUAAUCCCCUUUGACGUUUCGGACGAAGAGCUCAUCACGAUGCUGCGUCGUUCUGCUGCGGACACCGUUGUCACCGCUCCCGGCGCAUUCCCCUUUGACCCGGUUGUCAAGGCGUACCCCGCCCUCCGUCAGAUCGUGUGGGUUGUGGACGAGGGAAGCGCUCAUAUGGACUGGAAUGAGGUGCCUGAGGGUACCGGCGGCAGCGUCAACGUCGCAACUUGGCAGGAAAUUCUUCGCGAUGCCCCGGUCGAUGCUGCGAGAGAACUACCUCCGGUCAAUAAGGAGGUCGAACCGAAAGACGUCAUCACUUUUUGGCAGUCAAAGCCCGGAACCAUGGAGGAGAUGGUGCGCUUUACUCAGUCCAACUUGGUCUCUGGAGUCGCCGCUCAGCUCGCUGGGGUUCCUUCCACGCAACGCCUCGGCCCCUCUGAUCUCUUCUUGCCGGUCGACUCCCUGACAAGCAUUCACACUCUCACCCUGACGCUGGCGGCUCUGUAUUCCAACUCAUCCAUCGCCCUAAACUCUGUUACUGGAAAGUCUGCCGAUCUGGCCGUUGCCACUCAGGGAGUUUCUCCCACGGUAUUGGUGCUAACCCCUGAAACCCUGUUGAAGAUGCACCAGGAGUCGUCCAGCCGCCUUUCCUCUGCUCUGGCCAAGGCUGCUCACUGGGCGCAGUCUCGCAGUCUCACGGAAAGUGGUGUCAUGCCCGUUGCUUCUAUUGCUGCUCGCUUCAACAGCGCAUCACGGCCCGCUAUAGGUACCACCCCUGGCAAACUGCGCCUCAUCUUCGUGGCGGAGAAGGUUGGGGCUGGAUCGCCUCCGCUCUCGUCCCGCAUCCUCUCCGACAUUCGUGUCUUCACCGGCGCCAGGGUGAUCUAUGCUUUGUCCGCUCCCAAGGUUGCAGGUGCCGUCGCUCAGACUGGUUACUACGACUACAGAGUUCACGAUGAUAAGCAAUCACACUUUGGCCCGCCCACGACGAGCACCGAGAUCUUGUUGAGAGAUACGGAGGAGCACAAGAAUGCCGACCAGUCGUACCAAGGAGAGAUCAUCGUCCGAGGUCCCUGCGUAGCAGGCCAUGAGGCCUCUAUCAAGGCUGUGGGAAAGAUCCGGGAUGAUAACACAUUAGCUUAUGCAUAA